Aspergillus sclerotioniger CBS 115572 is the source of this 725-nucleotide messenger RNA. It is a transcript of the gene sod2, whose product is annotated as superoxide dismutase sodB. Gene Ontology annotation, molecular function: metal ion binding; superoxide dismutase activity. NCBI's taxonomy places the organism in Eukaryota, Fungi, Ascomycota, Eurotiomycetes, Eurotiales, Aspergillaceae. The coding region runs from base 1 to 696 and encodes 231 amino acids. The transcript has 4 exons. The record is from RefSeq and is a predicted model, not a curated record. Gene Ontology annotation, biological process: superoxide metabolic process. Gene Ontology annotation, cellular component: mitochondrion.
AUGGCUGCCACUCUCUUCCGCACCUCUGCCCGCACUGUCCUGCGCGCCGGAGCUUCGGCUACUCCCAGAGCUGCCGGUAUCGCGGGCUUGACUUUUGCCCGCGGCAAGGCCACCCUCCCUGACCUGACCUACGACUAUGGCGCUCUCGAGCCCGCCGUUUCCGGCAAGAUCAUGGAGCUUCACCACAAGAACCACCACCAGACCUACGUCAACAGCUACAACACCGCCAUUGAGCAGCUCCAAGAGGCCCAGGCCAAGAAUGACAUCGCAGCUCAGAUUGCCCUCAAGCCCUUGAUCAACUUCCACGGUGGUGGUCACAUCAACCACACUCUCUUCUGGGAGAACCUGGCUCCCAAGAGCGCCGGCGGUGGUGAGCCCCCGUCCGGAGAUCUGUCUACGGCCAUCAACGACAGCUUCGGCAGCCUGGAGGAGUUCCAGAACAAGAUGAACGGUGCUCUUGCUGCCAUCCAGGGCAGCGGCUGGGCCUGGCUUGUCAAGGACAAGCAGACCGGCAACAUUGCCAUCAAGACCUACGCCAACCAGGACCCCGUUGUCGGUCAGUUCCAGCCCCUGCUGGGUAUUGACGCCUGGGAGCACGCCUACUACCUCCAAUACCAGAACCGCAAGGCCGAGUACUUCAAGGCCAUCUGGGAGGUCAUCAACUGGAAGGCCGUGGAGAAGCGUUUCUCCGCGUAAACUCUUCCUGAAACGAAUAUAUAUUGGCG